Molecule: messenger RNA, 10973 nt
Organism: Heterocephalus glaber (naked mole-rat)
Lineage: Eukaryota; Metazoa; Chordata; Mammalia; Rodentia; Bathyergidae
Gene: Prex2
Product: phosphatidylinositol-3,4,5-trisphosphate dependent Rac exchange factor 2
Biological process (GO): G protein-coupled receptor signaling pathway; regulation of signaling; intracellular signal transduction
Cellular component (GO): plasma membrane
Molecular function (GO): guanyl-nucleotide exchange factor activity; GTPase activator activity; protein binding
Source: RefSeq, a predicted model, not a curated record
AUGGACAGAAAGCAUUUGAUUAAUGUCCAAGUCACUGCGGUGGCAGCGAGAGCCGCCUCCCCUAGGGCUCAGGCCGCGUGAGGCAGGAGCGGCGGGGCUCUGCCCGGAGGGCAGAGGCCGGAGUGACUCUCCCGGGAGUUUCCUGCGCAGAGACCCGCGCCUCCCGCGCGGGAGUCCCGGCCCCUGCGACCUCCUUUACCCCCGCCCUAGACUCUGCUCAGCAUGUAGUCACCCAUCCCUCCUAGGACUUUGCAGAGGCCACAACUUUCCCUCUUCGCCGCCGGGGACCGCGCAGCAGCAGGCGCGCAGGGCAGCGCUCAGCACGGCCGCUCAGCCCCGCGUCCCGCCGCCCACCAUGAGCGAGGAGAGCCGCGGGGACGGCCGCGCCGAGAGCGCCAAGGACGCGGAGAAGCAGCUUCGCCUGCGCGUGUGCGUGCUCAGCGAGCUGCAGAAGACCGAGCGGGACUAUGUGGGCACGCUGGAGUUCCUGGUGUCGGCAUUCUUACACCGAAUGAACCAGUGUGCAGCAGCAAAAGUUGACAAGAAUGUAACAGAGGAAACGGUGAAGAUGUUGUUUUCGAACAUCGAAGAUAUCCUUGCAGUACAUAAAGAAUUCUUAAAAGUUGUAGAAGAAUGCUUACAUCCUGAACCUAAUGCUCAACAAGAAGUGGGAACCUGCUUUCUUCACUUUAAAGAUAAGUUUCGUAUCUAUGAUGAAUAUUGUAGUAACCAUGAAAAAGCACAAAAAUUGCUUCUUGAACUUAACAAAAUAAGAACAAUUCGGACAUUUCUUUUGAACUGCAUGCUGCUUGGAGGACGAAAAAACACAGAUGUUCCCCUGGAAGGCUACUUGGUAACGCCCAUACAAAGGAUAUGCAAGUACCCUCUCCUUUUGAAGGAGUUACUGAAGCGGACUCCACGGAAGCACAGUGACUAUGCAGCAGUGACCGAAGCUCUCCAAGCCAUGAAAGCUGUCUGUUCCAACAUAAAUGAGGCCAAAAGACAAAUGGAGAAGUUAGAAGUUCUGGAGGAAUGGCAGUCUCACAUUGAAGGCUGGGAGGGGUCCAACAUUACUGACACCUGCACUGAAAUGCUAAUGUGUGGAGUUUUGCUGAAAAUUUCUUCUGGAAACAUUCAAGAGCGGGUGUUUUUUCUUUUUGAUAAUCUUUUGGUGUACUGCAAAAGAAAACACAGACGGUUGAAGAAUAGCAAGGGUUCCACAGAUGGACAUCGGUACCUUUUUCGUGGCCGGAUCAACACGGAAGUGAUGGAAGUGGAGAAUGUGGAUGACGGAACAGCGGAUUUCCAUAGCAGUGGACAUAUUGUUGUUAAUGGGUGGAAAAUACAUAACACGGCUAAAAAUAAGUGGUUUGUGUGCAUGGCAAAAACACCAGAAGAAAAGCAUGAAUGGUUUGAAGCAAUUUUGAAAGAAAGAGAACGACGAAAAGUUUUAAAAUUAGGAAUGGAGCAAGACACCUGGGUAAUGAUCUCUGAACAGGGUGAGAAACUUUAUAAAAUGAUGUGCAAGCAAGGAAAUCUAAUCAAAGACAGAAAAAGAAAACUGACUACGUUCCCUAAAUGCUUUCUCGGAAGUGAAUUUGUGUCGUGGCUGUUGGAGACGGGAGAAAUCCAUAGGCCUGAGGAAGGUGUUCACUUGGGACAAGCAUUAUUAGAAAAUGGAAUUAUCCAUCAUGUUACUGAUAAACAUCAAUUUAAGCCAGAGCAGAUGUUAUAUAGAUUCCGCUAUGAUGAUGGUACAUUUUACCCAAGAAAUGAGAUGCAGGAUGUGAUUUCAAAGGGUGUGAGAUUAUAUUGUCGUCUUCAUAGUCUUUUUACUCCAGUAGUAAGAGAUAAAGAUUACCAUUUGAGGACCUACAAAUCUGUGGUCAUGGCCAACAAAUUGAUAGACUGGUUAAUUGCACAGGGGGAUUGCCGCACUAGAGAAGAGGCAAUGAUAUUUGGAACUGCGCUCUGUGACAAUGGAUUUAUGCACCACGUCCUUGAAAAAAGUGAAUUCAAAGAUGAACCCCUGCUUUUCCGGUUUUUUUCGGAUGAGGAAAUGGAAGGAUCAAAUAUGAAGCAUCGACUCAUGAAACAUGAUUUAAAAGUUGUGGAAAAUGUUAUAGCUAAAUCUCUCCUGAUUAAAUCUAAUGAAGGCAGCUAUGGCUUUGGGCUAGAAGACAAAAAUAAAGUUCCAAUAAUAAAGAUGGUAGAAAGGGGGUCUAAUGCUGAGAUGGCUGGCAUGGAAGUUGGGAAAAAGAUUUUUGCCAUUAAUGGUGACCUAGUUUUUAUGAGACCUUUCAAUGAAGUGGAUUGCUUCCUGAAAUCAUGCUUAAACAGCAGAAAGCCUCUAAGAGUUCUCGUGAGCACAAAGCCAAGGGAGACAGUUAAAAUCCCAGAUUCAGCUGAUGGGCUUGGAUUUCAAAUCAGAGGGUUUGGCCCUUCUGUUGUGCAUGCAGUAGGAAGAGGCACUGUGGCUGCAGCAGCUGGCCUUCAACCUGGACAGUGUAUUAUCAAAGUAAAUGGCAUCAAUGUCAGCAAAGAGUCACAUGCCAGUGUCAUCGCACACGUGACAGCCUGCAGGAAGUACAAGCGUCCAAUGAAGCAAGAUUCCAUACAGUGGGUUUAUGACAGCAUUGAGAGUGCUCAAGAGGAUCUCCAAAAGUCUAACUCCAAAGCCCCUGGAGAGGAAGCAGGGGAUGCUUUUGACUGCAAAGUAGAAGCCUGUAUUCCAGAGGCGAUUGACAAGUUCAACACCAUGGCCAUCAUUGAUGGGAAGAAGGAACACGUGAGUCUGACAGUGGACAAUGUCCACCUGGAAUACGGAGUGGUAUACGAGUAUGACAGCACGGCUGGGAUCAAGUGCAAUGUGGUGGAGAAGAUGAUUGAGCCCAAAGGAUUCUUCAGUUUAACUGCCAAGAUUCUUGAAGCCCUGGCUAAAAGUGAUGAUCAUUUUGUACAAAACUGCACCAACCUUAAUUCUCUAAAUGAAGUGAUUCCUGCUGACCUUCAGAGUAAAUUCAAUGCCAUUUGCAGUAAAAGAAUUGAGCACAUACGUCAUAGAAUAUCCAGUUAUAAAAAGUUCUCUCGUGUGCUGAAGAACAGAUCCUGGCCCACCUUUAAACAAGCCAAAUCUAAAAUCUCUCCAUUGCACAGCAGUGAUUUCUGCCCUACCAACUGCCAUAUCAAUGUGAUGGAAGUUUCUUAUCCUAAAACAUCAACCUCCCUAGGGAGUGCCUUUGGUGUUCAGUUGGAUAAUAGGAAACAUAAUUCUCAUGAUAAAGAAAAUAAAUCUUCUGAUCAAGGGAAACUGAGCCCUAUGGUGUACAUUCAGCAUACAAUUACAACCAUGGCAGCCCCCUCGGGUCUGUCUCUGGGACAGCAAGGUGGCCACGGUCUCCGGUAUUUGUUAAAAGAAGAAGACUUAGAGACUCAAGAUAUCUAUCAGAAACUGCUGGGCAAACUUCAGACUGCAUUGAAAGAGGUGGAGAUGUGUGUUUGUCAAAUCGAUGACCUUUUGUCUUCUAUAACAAAUUCUCCUAAAUUGGAGCAUAAGAGAUCAGAGUGUAUAACACCAACAGACAGUGACAAUGAGAAGGGGGAAAGAAACAGCAAACGAGUGUGCUUUAAUGUGGCAGGAGAUGAGCAGGAAGAUUCGGGUCAUGACACCAUCAGCAACAGAGACUCUUACAGCGACUGCAACAGCAACAGGAACUCCACCGCCUCAUUCACGAGCAUCUGCAGCAGCCAGUGCAGCUCAUAUUUUCACAGCGAUGAAAUGGACUCAGGUGAUGAACUUCCCCUAAGUGUUCGCAUUUCUCAUGAGAAACAGGACAGGAUACACAGUUGCCUUGAGCAUCUCUUCAGCCAGGUGGAUUCAAUUACCAAUCUCCUAAAAGGCCAGGCUGUUGUAAGAGCCUUUGAGCAAACCAAGCAUCUCACACCAGGUCGAGGAUUACAAGAAUUUCAGCAAGAAAUGGAACCAAAGCUGAGUUGUCCAAAAAGGUUAAGACUUCACAUCAAGCAAGAUCCCUGGAAUCUUCCCAGCAGUGUCCAGGCUCUUGCUCAGAACAUCAGAAAAUUUGUUGAAGAGGUGAAGUGUAGAAUACUCCUAGCUCUUCUUGAAUAUUCAGACAGUGAAACGCAGCUCCGGAGAGACAUGGUUUUCUGCCAAAGUCUCGUGGCCACUGUCUCUGCCUUCUCUGAGCAGCUCAUGGCUGCCUUAAACCAAAUGUUUGAUAACAGCAAGGAAAAUGAGAUGGAAACUUGGGAAGCCAGCAGAAGGUGGCUUGAUCAGAUAGCAAAUGCUGGUGUUCUUUUUCACUUUCAGUCACUUCUGUCACCAAACUUGACAGAUGAACAAGCCAUGCUAGAAGAUACACUGGUUGCACUAUUUGAUUUGGAGAAGGUUUCUUUUUACUUUAAACCAUCAGAAGAGGAACCACUUAUUGCAAAUGUACCUCUUACAUAUCAGGCAGAAGGAACCCGGCAAGCUCUGAAAAUUUACUUCUACAUUGACAGUUAUCAUUUUGAACAACUGCCUCAACGGUUGAAAAAUGGAGGAGGGUUUAAAAUUCACCCUGUUCUUUUUGCACAAGCAUUGGAGAGCAUGGAAGGAUAUUAUUAUAGAGACAAUGUUUCAGUGGAAGAAUUUCAAGCCCAGAUAAAUGCAGCCUCAUUGGAAAAGAUCAAACAGUACAACCAGAAGCUCAGGGCAUUCUAUGUGGACAAAUCAAACUCGCCACCAAACUCCACAUCCAAAGCUGCCUAUGUAGAUAAGCUAAUGAGGUCUCUCAAUGCUUUGGAUGAACUUUAUCGCCUGGUAACCUCAUUCAUCAGAUCCAAACGCAUAGCUGCCUGUGCAAACACAGCUUGCAGUGCCUCUGGGGUUGGCCUGCUGUCAGUUUCCUCCGAGUUGUGCGACAGGCUGGGAGCCUGCCACAUCAUCAUGUGCAACAGCGGUGUGCACCGAUGCACCCUGAGUGUGACGCUGGAGCAGACCAUCAUUCUAGCCAGAAGCCACGGGCUGCCUCCUCGCUACAUUAUGCAGGCCACAGAUGUCAUGAGGAAGCAGGGAGCAAGAGUUCAGAACACAGCCAAGAAUUUGGGAGUCAGAGACCGGACCCCUCAGUCAGCUCCAAGACUGUACAAGCUCUGCGAGCCACCUCCCCCAGUUGGAGAAGAAUGAAGAGCAUUACCAAGGAACCAGGCAAGCAGAUGCUUCCUCACACUGCCUAGACAAAGUACAUGCUGGUUUAUCAUUUCCCAGUGAAGAUGAAGUAAUGCAUUUUCUCCUUCAUGAUGUAAAUGACUAACAGUUUGUACUGGGAUAUGUAUGCUGGAAAUGUUUAUUCAAACAGUUCACACAUACACCCCAAAAAACUGAUCUUUCUGUAUACUGACAUUAAAUAUUCAUUUAUAGGCCAAAAUUCAUCUCUGGAAUUGAUAUGCAUCCUCUUUUCAUUCAGUAAUUUUAUUGUGUUUGAUUUCAACUUCCCCAAAUGGACUCAUUUUACUAAUGCAUAGUUUUAAUUGAAGACAAAGACAGUCACUGAGGAAAGACGGCCACACUCUACAAAUCAUAAUGCAAAAAUAGUAAGGACGGCAUAGACUGGGUGAUACAGUGGGUGUUUUGUCCCCUGAUUACCCCAGAGAAAGGCAUGUUCAUGGAGGUGGAGAACCACGGUUCACUUCUGCUUUGCAGGAGAGAAGAAGAGAUAUGGAGACCUCCAGCAAGAUUUUUUCUGCUGCUUUUUAGUGUACUUAUGUCCAUGGACAGACCCAGUGAGUUGGCUCUGUCCCUGGACUCUGCAAUGGGCAUGGUUCCCCUGGGUGAUAUACCAUUGGUGACCAUAGGUAGGAAGUGGCAGGAAGUGGAAAGAUAAAAGGAAGCAGAGUGAGUGAAAAAAAUAAGUCUGUAUAAAACUCAGCCUUUAACAUAGAAAGAUACCUAAAUUCUUAAUUUUAGGAAGCCCUUCCUAUGAGAUCUCAGACUCUUAAAGAAUAUACCAUUAUGAAUAUUUUUUAAUCAAGGUAUAUGUAUAAGACAAGAAAAAUAAAGCUUUAUUUAUUGUACUUUAAAAGGACCAUUACAAACCUUGAUAAUUUUUGAAGGUAUAUUCUGUCUUCAUUCUAAAUACAUGUAAUGUUUAUCAUUUUAUAUUGAUGUAAUAUUGUUUUUAUCAUUAUGGAUACAUUAAUAUUGAUUUUAAAUUAAUAAUUUUCAAAAGAAUAAAAAGACCAUAAUAAUUAAAAUCAUGCUUUACUUAACCAUGGGGAUCCACAGGGAUACUAAGUUCUGAGAAAUAUGUCAUUAGGCAAUGUUUUGUGCAAACAUCAUACAGUCCACUUAUGCAAGGUAAGACAAUAUCAUUCAAUAAUAUAAACUAUGGGACCACUCUUAUAUGUUGUCUGCUGUGGACCAUGUCACUAUGUAGAAUAUGUCUGCAUAUGAUUUGAAGUGAAGUAUGUUAAAUACUUUUUAUAACUAAAGCUUAGGCAAACUAUUAUUAAGUUAUAAUUUGGGAAAUCUAAUUAUGGCUUUCAAAAUCUUACUAAAAACCAUCACUACCAGUUGUGUAUUAAAUAAUAAAAAUGCUCCGUUACAUAUGUAUGAGUUAUUUAUAUACUGCUGGUCAAGUAGUAAUAAAUGUUAAUUGGUACAGAAGCACUUGAAUCUUUUGUGUUGAACACAUAUGUACAAUGACAAGUAAGUUAGCCAACAUUAGAGUUUCCAAAGAAAAAGUUGAACAUUUUCAGUUUAAUAAAGAUAGAGCCUUUACAUAAAUAUCUAUAUUAAGUAUAUGUUUAGCUUUCUGGGAUUGAACAUUCUUAAGAUCAUCAGUAAGUGAUCCUGAAGGCUCAUGUAAAUUGUGAUUUUCCGUAUACUGAUAAUUUGGUAACAUUCAAUGUAGGGUUAAUGAGUGAACACAACUGAUUAACUUUACGUAUUGUCAUGACUGUUUUUUAAUCACCACUUGGCAGGAGGCAUGCAAGGGUCACCUGAACAAUUCAGUUGUACUUUGCCAUAAUCUCAUGGGGCACAUUAUCUGCUAUUGUGGUAUUUAUAAAUAAAUAUAUUUUAAGGAUCUGUUCUUCAUAUAAUAGGAUGUGCUUCAUAUUAUUUUUAGAGUAAUACAUAAAUGUACCACCUAUCAGUGUACAUGGCACUUACUAAGUGUUUAAAAGUUAGUACUAGUUUAUGUUAACAUCAGUCACUGUACUUUUUUAUUUUAAUAAAAAAUUGUAACUAACAUUUUAUAAGUGACUACUGUGUACCAAAUAAUACCUCUGAUUGUUUUACCCAUAGUUUGUUGUUACUGUUUCAUACAUCCUCAUAACAGUGAUGUAAGAUAGUGUUUUUUUAUUUUCCCCAAAGAAUGGCCCAAAGACUUAAAUAAAUUCAUGUGACUAACAAGUGCUAGAACCAAAAUUUAAAUCCAAGAAUUCUGCCUUCUUAAUACAUUAUCCUUAAUAUCUUUAAUAAUAUCACUAUUUUAAUAGAAUCAAUUAUUUUACUAAGGUUGAAGUUACAAGGCAUGUAGUGCCAUUUAAUUAUACAUUUUGUAUUGAUAAAAAUAAAUGGAAAUAUAUAAUAUGCCUUUCAUAUAUGAAAAUUAUAAGAUUUCCUGAAAAUUUUACCAUAAUGUGUAUACAUUUUGAAAGGACCCAAAUGUGCUGUAACCUAGAAAAUAUUUUGUCAUAUUUUCCCAUAAUUAGAGAUAACACUUUCAGAUAGGUAUUGAAAGUCUGAAAUAGUACAUCAGAUGAAACUUGACUACAAUUUUGAAACAGUGGUACCAGUAAAAAAACUAAUGUAUCAAUGAAUGAUGACAAAAUUUUAAUACCUUAAUUUACAUCCUUGGACUUUGGACUUUGUACAUUUAACUGCCCUUUAGUUUUCAGAAUAUGUUUACCUAAGUGCUACAAGCUCCUUUAUAACCAGUGUUCCUUCAAAUGCUGCUGAAGCCUGCUUAUUGUUCAUCCAAGUUCUGAAUUUGGACAUGUGCUCCUCUCUAUCUAAAUUGCAGGUCCUAUAUUGAAAUUUUAGAUCUGAACAUGAAAACACUCUAAAAAAAUUAGUGUCAAUAAUUCAUAGCCAAUACAUCAUAAGCAUUCUCUAAUGUCUAUACAUAUUUCUAAUAUUAAUUUAAAAUAUAUAAUUUGAUAUAAUUUUAAAAUAUGAGGAAUUUGAAGCUAGAAAUUUAUAUCAACUAUUACAAAAGCUAAUGAAGGAAUGAGAGAAAAUAUUUCUGUACUAGUCUUUCUGAUAUUGGAUAUGUAAUAUUGAAUUUAGAGUCUAAGCUGUAUUUUAUAAGCCAAUAUCCUAAUCUGAACCCUUACACCAUUUUCUAUCUCUUUAAACUACCUUCUUCCAAUGAUUUAGAUUUCCUGUCCAUUCAUUGGCAGCAAUAAUAACAAAUUUAAGACCAGUUUAAUUUCUUAGGAUACCAAAAAGUAUGUGGCAUUGGUUAUGACUCUAUGAAUUCCAAUUUUGGAAUCACUUAAUUCAGAGUGAAAUAAAGUUAACGUUAAUAUUAACUAUAAGAGCCAAGAAAAUGAAUGGGUAAACAAAUCCUAAAGGCCAUAUUAACUAAUUUAAGAAAACAAACCAUUUUCAAUCCUUCUGGCAAUACAAUUUAUGAGCUUAUAUUUAUUCAUUUGAAAGUAUUUAGUUAAAAGUAAAUUGUUCCAUGUAUUUAGAAGUAGUACAUUUCUAUUCAAAAUAUUAGCACAUUUUUAUUAGUUCAAGUAGAUCUUUUUCUAUGUAGCAUAAUAUAAUGCAGAUAAGUAGACAUAAUUUUAUUCAUGUGUAUUUUCAUAAAAUCAUAAUAUGGAAAUUUAAAAUGAAUAGGCUUCCUUCAAGUCAUUCCUACUUUAUGUUUUACUUUAAAGAUAAUUUUCAGACUUUCUGCAUUUCAUCACUAACAAAUAAUAUUGAAACUAACUAACCUGUAACAUGUGACUGAAUUGCUUCUGAAUCUUUGGAAACUAUGGUUAAUUUUUAUUGACUUACUUUAUGUGAAUUAUCUUACUAAAUUAUAGUUUAAUAAAUCUCCUAUAGUCAGUAAUAAUUUCAUUAACAUGUAUAUGUUAACCAAUUUUCAGACUAGUCAGAUGUCCUGCUUCAGGACUAGGGCAAAAGAUUUUGAAAUGGUCUAAGAGAACUGAAUUUCUAUUAAGCAGAACAUUCUAUGGUGUGUUAAGUGUUUGGAAUUGAGCUGAUGAGUCCCAGCAAAGUUUUACCCUUAGAAAGGUGGGGAAAAGUUUUAAGAUGGUCUGUGCCAAGAAUGGCCCCAGGGUAUUCCCUAAAAAAAUAUUGGCCACCAUCUUCCUAGGUGCUGCAAUUCCAUAAUAGUCAUUAUGGUUAGUCUUCAGUUUCAUAAAAAUGUUACUGCCUCAGACUUGCCAUUAACAGUGUCUCAGCACUCAUAUUGCCAACCAUCUACUGGCAUGCAAGGAAGACAGGUAAGAAGGGCCUGUGCAUCCUUUAGCAGUUGUUAACUAGAUACAGACCUACUUCACUCAGGAUAGUUAUGUCUCUCACUGAGAAGAGAUUUCUGAAGUCUACUAAGUGUUCUAAAUGAGUUACAUAUGUGUAUGUAAAUGUCUAUGUAUACUAUAUAUAUUCUACUUGUGUUUUUUUAAAAUUACUUAAAUUCUUAUGUCUUGUUCAAUAUGUAAGAUGAAAAUGGAGUCGUUCAGUGUUUGCAUUGUAGACAUGACAACUGUCUAUAUGGUAUAGUUGAACAUCUUUUGAUCACUGGCUGACUGCAUUGAUCAGCUUUCUGUCACUAUAACAAAAUACCUGAGAUAAUGAACUUAUAAGAAAGGCUUGUUUUUGUCUCACAACUUUGGAGGUUUCAAUCUGUGAGCAGUUGGCCCCGUGGCUUUGGGCUUGUGACAAAGUAGCACAUUAUGGCAGGGGAGUGAGGACAAAGCAAAACUGCUUACCUCAUGAUCAGGAAGUAAGGAAGGAGAGAGGAAAGGUCCAAGGUACCCAGGAUCAAGUGUGCACCCCGAAUGACCUAAGGCCUCCCAGUGGGCGUCACUUCCCAAAGGUUCUACCACCUCCCAAUAAUGCUACCUGGAACCAAGCCGCUGACAUGUAGACUUUUAGGGGGGUAUUCAGCCUCCAAGCUACAGCAUUAUUCAAUCUAAAGCAGUUGAUCUGGCUUUGAUAUUUGAAAUCAGAUGAUUAAAAUUUUUUAAUUUUAAAAUUACAUUACUAGAAAUAGAAAGCUUUUAAUAGUUAAUUUUAGAUUAAAAAAAAAACAGCAAAUGCCAUGUAUGCAUUCAACAAAUGUUUCCCAGAAUUCUCUUUUCACAAGGCAUAGCCACGGGUCUGGUGGAAGUGUUCCAUAUAUUUGGAUCAAAAAUCUUCAGUGUUUCUAUGUGUUAUUGAUUACUUGUGUCUCUUACCUAAAAUGACAUUGUUUGUAACCCAAACCUAUUCUAAUACAUGUACAUAUACAUACUGUGUGUAGCCAAGAACACUAAGUUGGUGAAAUAUCUUAGAAAACAUACAUUUGAAUUUGAAUGUCUAAUGCACAAGAAAAUUUAUUAGCAUUCCAGAUGAAUAUAUAUUUUUGUAACUGUGAAGUGAAUGAGUAGAACAUAGAAUUUUGCUUAAAAAUAUUUUUAUAAGUACUCAUGUACUCAAUAUUCACUAUUUUAAACAGUAAAAUAUCAAAUUGGUUCUUUUUAAAUAGUAAUUGUUUUGAACAUAUGUAUAUUUAACAUUGUAUAACAUCAACAAUUUAAUGAUAAAUUUCAUCUGAAAGUGUUAUUAGUCUUUUUUUUUGUAAAAUAUCUGUGACAUAAGUUCAAUCACUUCAUAUUUUGUGUGUGGUUAAAAUUAUCAAAGUACAUUAUGUAUUUUAUAUUAUUCAUUUUUGUCUGCAUAAAAGAUUAGAAUAGUAACAUUGUAUCCUAAGUGUCAAUAAUAAUAAAUUGUAGUGUGACCAGUUCAA